Diaporthe amygdali is the source of this 1917-nucleotide messenger RNA. RefSeq lists its product as uncharacterized. Lineage: Eukaryota; Fungi; Ascomycota; Sordariomycetes; Diaporthales; Diaporthaceae. Bases 1 to 1917 code for a protein of 638 amino acids. The transcript is spliced from 5 exons. The record is from RefSeq and is a predicted model, not a curated record.
AUGGUGUCGAAAAGAAAGCCAGCUGUGCCUAGUUCACAGGAGAUCAAAAUCUCCAAGAAGCUUAAACACAGAGUGGGACCACUCCCGGUGACAUUGCUUUCAGGUUUUUUGGGCAGUGGGAAGACAACACUCCUUCAACACAUACUACAGAGCAAUCAUGGUCUUCGGAUCGCUGUGAUUGUCAACGACAUUGGUGCAGUGAAUGUCGACGCCACGACCAUUCAAUCGACCCAUCGCAUACGGAAGACGGACGAAAAAGUCAUCGCGCUGCAGAAUGGAUGUAUCUGCUGUACUCUCCGACAGGACUUAUUGUCUGAGUUGGUUGAGCUGUCCGAAAAACAUGUUUUCGACUACGUUAUUAUCGAAAGCAGCGGAAUCAGCGAGCCAGGACAAGUGGCCGAGAGCUUCGAUUCGAAGCUGACAAGACACAUGUACAAUAUGCUGAAGGAACAGGGUGAGCUGGAUGAGAAUGAAGCAUUAAAGAAGCUGCACAAAGCCGGCGAAGCUGGUAUGGGUAAAUUUGCUCGCCUGGACACCUCUGUCACUGUCAUUGACUCCUUCACCAUCUACAACGACUUCAACACUGCGGACCUGUUAUCUAGUCGACGCAACGAUGUAACCCCGGAAGACGAGAGGACGGUAUCAGACCUGAUGGUCGACCAGAUCGAGUUCGCAGAUGUGAUUAUCCUCAACAAGACUGACAUGGUCGAUGAAGCGGUGUUGGCCAAGACGAAGGCACUUGUCAGGACCAUGAAUCGAGAGGCCAAAAUCCUAUGCUCCAACUACGGUAAGGUCGACGUGGGAGAACUCGUGAAUACUGGAUUGUUCAGUCUGGACAAGGCUCAGACAAGCUCUGGGUGGAUGCGCGACCUGCAUGAGUUGAUGAUCAGGGAGGUGAACGGAAAGACCUCGAUAACUCCAAAGCCAGAGACGGAGGAGUACAACGUGCGUAACUUCGUGUAUAAGCGACAUCGUCCUUUCCACCCCGAAAGACUUUGGAGACUGGUAUACGACAAAUUCAUCCUGCAGCUUGAACACCCUGAUUUGGAAGAGGACAGCGCUGCUCCAACACCAGAAAUCACUGCUCAAAAGCCAGGUCUCGUUGCGGUUGACGAUGGUGAAUUUGAUGGUACAAUGGACGAUAUUCAGCCAAACAAUGGGGACUGGGAGGACGAAGACACUGAUAUGGAGGGCGAGGUCACCAUGUCAGAUGGCUCAGAGAUUUCAAGCUCAGGGGAGACAUCAUUAACUUCCCCCACGGCUGACAGACCCGAGAGCAGCGUAUUCGACAAAAAAGACACCAGAAUGGACUUUGCUGAUCCCAACGUCGAGGAGGCUCUGGCUACGCCGCCCAAGGACGUCGUCCUGGCAAAUAAGCGUGCUCACCCACUCUUUGCCCGGCUCUUUCGCUCCAAGGGAACGUACUGGCUCGCAACUAGGCCCGACUACCGCGGGAUAUGGUCGCAGGCAGGAGCAAUGCUGACGUUGGUCGGCAGCACCAGGUGGGACGUCACCCUCACCCCUGAAGAGCUGUCACAGCUAUACCACGAGGACACCACCGAUCCGGAAAUCAUGAAACAGGUGCGUCAUGACAUCGAGAGUGGUGGCGAAUGGGGGGACAGGCGGCAGGAAAUAGUGUUUAUCGGAGAGAAGCUGGAAGUCCGGGGAAUUGAACUUGCCCUAGAUGAAUGCUUGUUGACGGACGCUGAGUGGAAGCGUUGGAAGCGAGGGAUGAGAUCUGUGGUUAAGAAUCAGACAAGACUCAGAACUUUGAUGGAGAAGCUGGAUGCUGCCAAAGAAACCUUGAUCGAUGGCUUUGAGGAUGCCUUUCCUGAGUGGGAGGGCCAUUUCCAAGACGAGGAGUACGGACAUAACGAAGAUGAUGAAGACAACGGGCAGCACCUUCACCAACACUGA